AUGCUGGUGGACGAAAUUCGAGGAUCGUUUGCCUGCCACGAGCCUAAUGCUAAUCGCAGGUGCGCUGCCACCACGGCCCACCGCAAGGCCCGAUCGUUUGGUCUAAGGGAAGUCAGCUUACGCAGCUUUGACGCGGAUGGGCAAGGACCGAGAUCGUACGUUGUGGCGAGCCAUUUGGAGGGCGCCAAUGGCCCAGCGCAUGCGGCACUUCUUGUGGCUGGCGAGCCAGGAAAUGCUAUUUACCAACUUGGUGCGGGUUCAGUGACACAUGGCUGGAGACGUGGCAUGCUACCCAUGUGGGCAGUCGGAGUCGAUGUCAUACGUGUUACGAGACUGCUCUAA
Messenger RNA from Striga asiatica, 342 nucleotides. NCBI's taxonomy places the organism in Eukaryota, Viridiplantae, Streptophyta, Magnoliopsida, Lamiales, Orobanchaceae. The record is from the annotation of a GenBank genome assembly.